AUGACCAACAAACCCUCUGGCCUAGACGGCUCAAUAUGGGCAAACGGUCGCUCUAGCCGCAGCUCACCUGCCAUCUCAAACCGAGCCAUCUCACGCCCCCCCUCACAACCGCCUCCACUGGCAUCCUCAUCAGCACCCAAACCUGCCCUCACCUCGACAACACGCUUAACACCAGCGCAAGCGUUUCACCGCUUUGAGCAGGCGUGUCAAAGACUGCGGUGGAAGUUUAUCGAUCUCCACGCCUCUUAUCAACGGGCUACGAAUCCGGACGAGUUUGGCUUUACGAAAGGGGAUGCGGAGCAGAACUUCAAGGUUGACUUUCAUGAGUUUUAUGUGUGGAUUGAGCAAGCCAUCGUGUUACUUCUUCUCAUCUUUGGUGUUACAGUCUCUAAAUCUGCGAGACCUGAGGAUAACAUCUCCAGAGGGAACUUUGGCAGGGGAAACUAUGUGGCUGCGGGACAUGCGUAUCACCACAACGUGUUGAAAGCGCUUGAAGAUGAAGCGUGUCCUGUGUACAAUGCACUAGGAAAGGGAGAAGUGAACCAAGCGCUAUGGAAAGCCAAAGAACUACGGAACCGAUGGAAAGAUGCCAGUGAGGGAAAAGAGACGCCACCACUUAAGAUGUACGAUCUGACGUGGAUCGUGACGGAGGUGUUGCGCGGGUUAGAGGUCGCGUACGGCAUAGCUUCGUCGCAUGUUGAGCAGGAGCUGGCUCAGCAGCAUGAGAGUCUGGAUGAGGCCAUGGUCGUGGAUGAUGAGUGGGAGUGGAUGGUGGAACCGAUGGACUGGGAGGCGGCGUGA
Molecule: messenger RNA, 801 nt
Organism: Fusarium vanettenii 77-13-4
Lineage: Eukaryota; Fungi; Ascomycota; Sordariomycetes; Hypocreales; Nectriaceae
Exons: 1
Coding region: 1-801 (266 amino acids)
Source: RefSeq, a predicted model, not a curated record